Molecule: messenger RNA, 957 nt
Organism: Amorphotheca resinae ATCC 22711
Lineage: Eukaryota; Fungi; Ascomycota; Leotiomycetes; Helotiales; Amorphothecaceae
Exons: 2
Coding region: 1-957 (318 amino acids)
Source: RefSeq, a predicted model, not a curated record
AUGCCGAUUGGGGACCUCCUCGCCCAGAUUACUGGGCAGCCAAGCCCAACAACGACCGCCUUUGAGCCUUCCUCAAAGCGCAAAGCCGAGGAUGAUCACCGGAGACCAGUGGACAAGGCGCCAAAGGCAACCACACAAGCAGCCAGCUCGUCGAGACCGAUCAGUGAUCCACGAAAGCCAUCAGAGUCAAAUCUGAAGACUAGGCCGCCUGCGACUGGUAAUGGUCUUAGUUCCGCCACAACAUUCAAGAAUGGGCAGCCUACCCCACCUCCGUCAAGCGAUGCCCCGAAACAACCUAAGAAGGGGUCCUACGCAGAGAUUAUGGCUCGAGGUCAGGCAGCACAAAAGGUCCUGGGACAAGUGGGGAAGAUUCAGCACAAGAAGAUUGAGAAGCUACCCAGCAGACGAGAGAGGAUGGAACUGAAGGCUCAGCGGGCAGCCAAGAUCCAGAAGGGGCUUGCUCCAAACAGCAAAUUCCAAAAGCUGGGGCAGGCUUCUCUUCGUGACGGAAAGAAUGGCGUGAAGGAGAAUGGGAAGGUUGCUGCAGAGCCCGUGCCUGACAAGAAGGUCAAAAAAGCGGCGUUGGCAACUACGGGGUACGCUGGAACUGCCCGUCCGCAUGCGGGGGGCUCCAAAGGUCCUUCGAGAUCUAAUGCUUCUUCUUCUUUGAGACGUCCCGAUAGAUAUGAUGAUAGACGGAGUUCAGCAUCCCGACGCUAUACAUAUGCCAGUGAAGACGAGGAAGAGGAAGAGGAGCAGGAUUAUGAAUCUGAUGUCUCGUCUGAUAUGGAAGCUGCAGCGUUCGAAGUAGAUGAGGAAGAGGAGUUGGCAGCCAAGAUCGCAAGGCAGGAAGAUGCAGAGGCAUUAGCGGAGGAGAAUAGGCUGAAGCGGGAGAAAGAGGAGAAGAAGCGGAAACUGCUGGCUAUGGCUAAGAAGGCGAAGCCAACGCGUUAUUAG